CAGUUGCCAUUCAGUACCAGACUAAGACAGACGAUCACAGUACAACAGAUUCGGACAUAACCAUGUCUAUAAUUGCAGCUUACGUGUCGAUGAUGAGGGCCACCUGUUUGUUGCUCUGCAUCUCCUCGAGCACAGCCAACGUCGGUAGCACGGCAUGCCCACAACCUGAGAAAGGAGAAAUGGGUACUCCCGGCCACUCUGGUAAACCUGGAGUGAGGGGCCACAACGGGGCUAAAGGCAGCCAAGGAGUUGCUGGAUCUAAGGGUACAAAGGGAGACAAAGGAGAAAUGGGAAAAUCAGGUCCUCAAGGCAAACAGGGUCCAGCUGGAGUCGUUGGUCCACCUGGUAAGCAGGGCGUGACUGGCUCCCAAGGCUCACCUGGAAACACUGGAAUUCAGGGUCCGCAAGGUUUUCAAGGUCCACCAGGCGCAAAGGGUGAAAAAGGCAUCAAGUUACGUUGA
Molecule: messenger RNA, 461 nt
Organism: Corticium candelabrum
Lineage: Eukaryota; Metazoa; Porifera; Homoscleromorpha; Homosclerophorida; Plakinidae
Product: pulmonary surfactant-associated protein D-like
Exons: 7
Coding region: 63-461 (132 amino acids)
Biological process (GO): extracellular matrix organization
Molecular function (GO): extracellular matrix structural constituent conferring tensile strength
Source: RefSeq, a predicted model, not a curated record